UUUUGCUGCUCUCGGGCGUGCCGGGGCGGGACCGAAGUGACGGAACUGUCAAGGCUCAGGAGUCGUUGUCCCCACGGCGGAGAGGCGGGUCCGCGGCUCGGCGACGACGCCGCUCGAGCUGUCCCGCGGCGGGUGUCUGCUCCUCUUUCGCCGCUCUGGGCCCCGCUCCGCCCACAGAGUCCGAUGGCGGCGGCCGCGCGCAGGCACCCGGCUCAGGAUAGUGUGUCCUUUGAGGAUGUUGCUGUGUACUUCUCCUGGGAGGAGUGGAGGCUCCUUGAUGAGGCUCAGAGAUGCCUGUACCACGAUGUGAUGCUGGAGAACUUUGCACUUAUAUCCUCACUGGGUUGCUGCUGUGGAGCAGAGGAUGCGGAGGCACCCCUUGAACAGAGCGUUUCUGUAGGUGUGUCACAGGCCAGCACACCCAAGGCAGCUCUGUCUUCCCGGAAGACCCACCCCUGUGAGAUGUGUGGUCCGGUCUUGAGAGACAUUUUCCACUUGGCUGAGCACCAGGGAAAGCCAAGCAGCCAGAAACUGUUGAGGUGUGGGGCAUGCGCAAAACGAUUUUAUUUCAGCGUAAACUCUCAGCAGCAGCCAGAGCAGCACAUGGGAGUGAAACCAUUCAGAAGCAGUGUGGACAGGACCUCUUGUGUGAAGAGCUGUGGAUUCCAUGAUUCAGGAAAGCCCUUUACCUGUGGAGAGAUUGAGAAAGACUUCCUGCCUGGCUCGGGGCAUCUGCAACAAGGGGCCGUUCAUACUGGAGAAAAGCUAAACAUAAUCAGCCAGUGCAGGGCAACUAUACAGAGCAGAAAAAGUCAUUACACCUGGGGAGAAUGCAAGAAAGCCUUCGGUCCCAAACACACGCUUUCUCAGGACCAGUGUUUUGUGUGCAGUGAAUGUGGGAAAACAUUCAGCUACAAAUCUUCAUUUGUUAUCCACCAGAGAUUGCAUACUGGAAAAAGGCAUCAUGAGUUUGAUGAAUGUGGAAAAUCCCUUCGGCAAAGCUCAACCCUCAGUCAGCAUGGAAAGACUCACUCUGGAUCCAGGCAAUACAAGUGCAGCAAAUGUGGGAAAUCUUUAAGCCACAAAUCCGUUCUCAUUCAUCCCCAGCGAUGGCACGGUGGAGAAAACAGUUAUAUGUGUGGUGAAUGUGCAAAAUCUUUUAGUCAGAGCUCAGUGUUGAUUCCAUGUAGAGUUCAAACUGGAGAAAGGCCUUAUAAGUGUGGUGACUGUGCAAAAUCUUUUACCUCUAUCUCUGCCCUAAGUUAUCAUCAGAGAUCUCACACAGGGGAAAGGCCCUAUGAGUGCAGUGAAUGUGGGAAGUCUUUUAUCUCUAGGUCUGACCUCCGUUAUCAUCAGAGAGUUCAUUCUGGAGAAAGGCCUUAUGAAUGCAGUGAAUGUGGGAAAUCCUUUAUCACUCGUACUGCUCUCCGUUAUCAUCACAGGGUUCACACCGGGGAGAGGCCUUAUGAAUGCAGUGAAUGUGGCAAGUCCUUUACCCGAAGAAAUAACCUCAUUAUACACCUAAGAGUUCACUCAGGUGAAAGACCUUAUGAGUGUAGUGAAUGUGGGAAAUCUUUUACCUUUAGUUCCAGCCUGCGUUAUCACCACAGAGUUCACACUGGAGAAAGACCUUAUGAGUGUAGUGAAUGUGGGAAAUCUUUUAACAAUAGGUGGACACUCAUUCGACACCGGAGAAUUCACACAGGAGAAAAGCCGUAUGUGUGCAAUAAAUGUGGGAAAUCUUUUACCUGUAGCUCCACCCUCCAGUAUCAUCAUCGAGGGCACCUUGGAGAGAGGCCUUAUGAGUGCAGUGAAUGUGGGAGAUCUUUUACUACUAGCUCUGCCCUCCGUUAUCACCAGAGAGUUCACACUGGAGAAAGGCCUUAUGAGUGUAACGAAUGUGGGAAAUCUUUUAUUUCUAGAUCUGACCUCCAUUAUCAUCAUAGAGUUCAUUCUGGAGAAAGGCCUUACGAGUGUAGUGAAUGUGGGAAAUCCUUUAUCCGAAGAAAUAACCUUAUUUUACAUCAGAGAGUUCACACAGGAGAAAGGCCUUACAAGUGUAGUGAAUGUGGGAAAUCUUUUAAUAAUAGGUGGACCCUGAUUCAACACCAGAGAGUUCACACAGGAGAAAAACCGUAUGUGUGCAAUGAAUGUGGGAAAUCUUUUACCUGUAGCUCCACACUUUGUUACCAUCAAAGAGUUCAUGAAGGUAAAAGGCCAUAUGAGUGCAGUGAAUGUGGGAAAUCUUUUACCUCCAGUUCUACCCUCCGUUACCAUCAGAGAGUUCACACAGGAGAGAGGCCUUACAAGUGCAGUGAAUGUGGGAAAUCUUUUACCUUUAGUGCCAGCCUUCGUUAUCAUCACAGAGUGCACAGUGGAGAAAGACCUUAUGAGUGCAGUGAAUGUGGGAAAUCCUUUAAGGAUAGAUCACAAUUCAAUAAACACCGGAGAACUCACACGGGAGAAAGGCCUUAUGAGUGCAGUGAAUGUGGGAAGACUUUUAGCCAAAAAUCUUCCCUGUCAAUACACCAGAGAAUUCAUAAUAGCGAACGGUCUUAUGAGUGUAGUGCUUGUGGGAAAUCCUUUACAUCUAUCUCUGGCCUUGGUUAUCAUCAUAGAGUUCAUAGAGGAGAAAAGCCUUAUCAGUGCAGUGAAUGUGGGAAAUCUUUUACCAACAGCUCCAUACUGAUUCGACACCAGAGAGUUCACACAGGAGAAAGACCUUAUGUGUGCAGUGAAUGUGGGAAGUCUUUUACCAGUAGCGCUACCCUCUCUUACCAUCAGAGAGUUCAUGCAGGGAAAAGGCCUUACGAAUGCAGUGAAUGUGGGAAGUCUUUUACUUCCAGUUCCACUCUUCGUUAUCAUCAAAGAGUUCAUGCAGGAGACAGGCCUUAUGGGUGUAGUGAAUGUGGGAAAUCUUUUAUCUCUAGCUCCAAGCUACGUUACCAUCAGAGAGUUCACACUGGAGAAAGGCCUUAUGAGUGCAGCGAAUGUGGAAAAUCCUUCAGGGAUAGUUCCCAAUUCAGUCAACACCGGAGAGGUCACACUGGAGAAAGGCCUUAUGAGUGCAGUGAAUGUGGGAAAUUUUUUACACGAAAAUCUACACUCUCUCAACAUCAGAGAGUUCACACUAGAGAAAGGCCUUAGGUGUGCGGGGAAUGUUCAAUUUCCUAUCCACUGUAACAACUCUGGAGGGAGCUUUGAGGAGUCCUCUAUCUGGACUGAAUCUCAGACAUCUAAACAUGCUCAGUGGGGAGAUCCCUUGUAAGUUUCAUUGACAUGGUAAGCUUGUGUAAAUAUGUUGCACUUUCCAUACUGUUCAGGGCUCUUUCCAGAUUUAGGUCACAGCUAGAUCUUGUGCCCAAAGCCUGUUCUCCUCUACCGCCUGGCAGGUCCCCAAGGUGUGUAUUACUUUACCACCACAGUGUGUUCAGGGAGGCUGACCUUUGUUCCCUCAUGAAUUGGAGCAAAUUAGGAGUAACCUGAGCCCUUAGGGGUCAGCUUCCCCAUCUUGACUACCUUCAGCCUGAACCUGAAUCAUUGAUGACCCAGAGAAUAUGAGUUUGGCUGGCAGCUUACAGAGAAUAACUACCUUUUUCAGGAACAUGAUGGUCUCCUGUGAUAUUUGUGAGAUGUUUUUCCAGUUUCCAAGUCACAAACUUGAGAGUGGUCUGCUGCACAUUGCUUUGGCUUAAACAA
Molecule: messenger RNA, 3699 nt
Organism: Herpailurus yagouaroundi (jaguarundi)
Lineage: Eukaryota; Metazoa; Chordata; Mammalia; Carnivora; Felidae
Product: zinc finger protein 418-like
Exons: 3
Coding region: 184-3147 (987 amino acids)
Biological process (GO): regulation of immune system process; regulation of cytokine production; negative regulation of transcription by RNA polymerase II
Cellular component (GO): nucleoplasm
Molecular function (GO): DNA-binding transcription repressor activity, RNA polymerase II-specific; RNA polymerase II cis-regulatory region sequence-specific DNA binding
Source: RefSeq, a predicted model, not a curated record